UGACUACCUAUCCAAUCUUCUUAAUUUUUAGUCACUUUUAACCCUUAUUUUUUUAUUUUUUUAUUUUUAUAAAUUGCAAUUUGAAUCAUAUCUUCAACCACUAAUCCUUUUUCUUCCAUUCACAACAAAACCCAACUUCUUCAUAAACCCAAGAACCCAAUUAUUCAAAAACUCAAAUUUCAAGCACCAGAAGAUUGAAGUUCAACAACAUCUGCGCCAAUGGCUUUAUCAGUCAAGAAUGUCAUUCUCCUUUGACUCAUCAGUUCACGAACUAACAUUAAAAACUGGGCUUAUGGAGUGAUUUAAUUGGAGGCAUGUGCAGAAAAGUUUUACACUGACGGUGUAUAUAAAUUAAAUCCUUAAAUAUUUUUGUUGGUCUUCAAUUGUGGGAAUAUAAAGCCAAACUUAACAUCAUUUUCAGAUUGCGAGGGACAGUGUGUGUCAGGGCAUUGUUUUGUUGAAUUGAGCUUUUGCAAGAAUGCUCUUCAGGAGUUUACAUUCUAGUAGCAAACUUCAGUAUCUGAGUCUGAGGUGUUUUUCAUCGACGACUCAUGUGCUUAAACCUGGGGAUGUUUUGAAAAAAACAAGGGUUUUUACUGAGGAAGAUGUUCUUCAGUACUCCAAAGUGAGCCAUGAUUAUAAUCCUUUGCAUGCCGAUUCGGCGGCUGCUCGAAGUGUUGGAUUUGACGGUCCAUUGGUACAUGGAAUGCUUGUUGCUUCGCUUUUUCCGCAUAUCAUCUCGUCACAUUUUCCUGCAGCUGUGUAUGUAUCUCAAACCUUGAAUUUUAAGUUACCAGUCUAUAUCGGAGAUCAGAUUGUUGGUGAAGUACAAGCAACUAAUCUACGAGAAAACAAAAAUCGAUAUUUUGCGAAGUUUAAGACGAGAUGCUUCAAGAAUGGAGACAUUCUUGUCGUUGAAGGUGAAGCAUUAGCUUUGCUACCAACCCUUGACUAUAGAGCAGUGGAAGUAUAAGGAGCAGUAGAAGCUACUCACAAUUCCAAAUUGUUGCAAUUGAUAAUGCCUCAUGUUUCGUUAUUUAGUGUCCGCAAUUUGGUUAUGUUUUGCAAUAGCUCACUUCUUUCUAUACAACUCUGAAUCGGAUGGCACAAAGAGUAUCUAUGAUCAAUUUUUGGGCAUUUUAUACCCUUUAACACUAAUGAUUUUGGAAAAGAACUGUACUGUAAUAGUGAGUGAGGUUUACCUUUA
This is a messenger RNA of Medicago truncatula (barrel medic), 1207 nucleotides long. RefSeq names its product (R)-specific enoyl-CoA hydratase. Gene Ontology annotation, molecular function: (3R)-hydroxyacyl-[acyl-carrier-protein] dehydratase activity. The transcript has 4 exons. Lineage: Eukaryota; Viridiplantae; Streptophyta; Magnoliopsida; Fabales; Fabaceae. The record is from RefSeq and is a predicted model, not a curated record. Gene Ontology annotation, biological process: fatty acid biosynthetic process. The coding region runs from base 479 to 973 and encodes 164 amino acids. Gene Ontology annotation, cellular component: mitochondrion.